Messenger RNA from Dermacentor andersoni, 1107 nucleotides. Lineage: Eukaryota; Metazoa; Arthropoda; Arachnida; Ixodida; Ixodidae. The record is from RefSeq and is a predicted model, not a curated record.
CAGCUGUGCCGUAUGGUGUUUUGCUCGCUCCUGUUCCAUACCUUCGCCUAGAUCAAAAUGGUAGAAAGACAUUCGUUUGGCAUACUGCUGCUUGCUGCCCACUUGGCCUUAUUGGAAUGCAAGUUUCCGUUGGUAUCAAGAAAAGCUUACAAUAUGAGUCAGUUCUUGAAUACCAAGGAGCGUAUAUGGACCUAUGAGACGAACGGACCCACCAAUCUCGAAUGUGAAGUGGAAGUUAUACACACGAUUACACCAAAACAAAUAUUUUUUAUGAAAGCUUACUACGAAAAUGGGACGAAGAUUACUAGCAAGCUGUUGGGAAAAUUUGAACUGCAUCGGCUGAAGCGCUUGGACGUCUAUUCUCUAGGUGGUGAGAUGAGGUUUUCCGAGGACAUCAUUUAUAUGAGCUCGACAUCUAGCUGCGCAGUUAUCAGAGUAGCAAAGAGUGGCGGCAAACACCCCACUUUCGACCUUCGAGUUCGGAAUUCCUCAACUAAAGAAGUCCCUGAGAAGAAAUGCUUGCGCCACUUCCUUACGCAUGUAAAGCGAGCCCAAGUGAUCUACCGUCCUCGGUGUCAACAUAUAUUUGAUACCAGUGGGCAGUCCUCAUUGCUGGUAAUAGGUGGAAACAAAAAUUAGUAAAAAAGUUCAUCAAAAUAACUGUAUAAAUGAAGUGUAUGCGGAAAGGAAAAACUGCAAACAGAACGAGAAGGGGCAGAAAAAAAAUAUGAGCAUUAUAGUAGAAUAUAACCAGUCGACCAAUCAUAAUUAUAUGCUACCUCACGAGUAUUUGUCCAGCUUAGAUUAGGUUACUUUUGUGGGUAAGUAAGAUUUUUCUAACAUGAAGCCCUCGCAGUUCUAGAUGUGUCGUUAUUUUUUACCUACCUAAGCUAGGUAGUACGUUAGUGUUUUAUUUAUUAGGUACCUAUUCUAUGAUUUCAAAAAUUCCGUUGUUAAAAUGUAACUUGAAAAUGGCAUUUAAAUAUGCAAAUUGGCCUCCUUGGACAAAAGCAAAUAGAAGCUUUCGUUUACUGAAAUUUACCAACAAUGGCAAAAUAUUUUUUCGCAACUGCGAACGCCUGUAAAAUACAUUUCUGGAGAUGUCAA